AUGAAGAUCCUUUUAACGUUUGUGUGCAUUAUAGCGAGAAGUAGUUCGCUGUCUUUAAUAGAAUGCGGCAGUGAUGCCCGGCGUCCACAGAUGGACGAUAUUUCUGUGGAGUGCGGCACUACCUCCAUCGGCCUGGCCAUCCAGAUCUGCCCGGUCAUCUACACGGGCUACAACGACACCCAUCUGAUUCUCAACCACAUCUUGGGCUCAGAAUGCCGCGCAACUUUGGACGAGACAGUGUCGCCGCCGGUAGCUCGCUUCACCUUCCCCCUCAACAAUACGUACGGCUGCGGCAGCACCUUCCUCACCACCAGUGCGCCCGGCACAGGUGUUUUCUCCGACUUCUCCAAUAUCCAGACGGUGAACGUCAGCGGCAUCGUGCGCUCCAUGGACCCUACCAGCGGGACCAUCACCUACAACGCCGAGCUCAAAUACUACUACUCUUGCGCGUAUCCCUUAGAGUACCUCCUUAACAACACGCAGAUCGACGUGUCGGCGUCUUCCAUCGCCAUCAAGGACAACAACGGCAGCUUCCUCAGCACACUGACAAUGGAGCUGUUCCGAGACGCCAACUUUCUCGAGCCCCUGGUGAUCCCCGAACUGGGUCUGGAGCUCCGGACUGACAUUUACGUGGAGGUGAAAGCAACCAACCUGACGGGCCAGUACCACGUCCUGCUCGACCGUUGCUACGCGUCCGUCUCGGCUCUACCGACCAACUCGAGCUUCUUCAACCUCUUCGUGCCGUGCUCCCAGGAUCAGCUCACCACGAUGGUUGAAAAUGGCGAAAGCCAGAGCGCCCGCUUCUAUUUCCCGGCCUUCCGGUUCAUCGAGCAGCAAAACCAGACGGUGUCCACGUACUACCUCCAUUGCAUCACCCGGCUGUGCGAGACCAGCACCUGCGCCACCUUCAAGCAGUGCAACAACCGCCGAAGGAAGAGGGACCUGGUAGACAUCACCGAGCCAUACACCAUCACCUCCCCGUUAGUCAUCACUAAGACCGAGCUCGGCGCGUCCAAGGAGGAGACCCUGCAGGACGGCCCGAGCGACGACUCCUCAGUAGGGCUCGGCGUGGCCGUCGGGGUCCUAGCGUUCGCCUGCAUGGCCGCUUUCUGCGUGGCCGCUGUCUUCUACAAGAGGCUCAGGAACUAA
This is a messenger RNA of Nerophis lumbriciformis (worm pipefish), 1149 nucleotides long. Lineage: Eukaryota; Metazoa; Chordata; Actinopteri; Syngnathiformes; Syngnathidae. The record is from RefSeq and is a predicted model, not a curated record.